ACGACAUUUUUCAAUACACAGCACCAUAUAAUUAUCACGGUACCAUGUGCUAAACAGGUUGAUGUUGAAGAGUUGAAGAUUGAUGCAGUCAUUGAAUUAUGAUACGCUUUUUUAACAUUUGUAAUUGUUUUAACAGUACCACCAAAGCUACUUCCAAGACGCUUAUCCCACAUAGGCUUGAAAGUAAAAAAACAUCGUGAACCUCCCAAAAAUGCGCUUUUUAUCUUGUCCAACACCAACAGAUCACUGUGAAGCGAUAGAAAUACCGAAUGAUCGUUCUUCCGCUCAUACAACAUAUGCCAAACGAUUAUCGGAGGCCGUGGUAUCCAGCAGCCCUAUACCGAUAUCGGACGAAAAGUCACUCUUUCUAUUGAAGCCUACCAACAGGUUUCGUCAGUUUUGCCACUGGUUGUGUAAUCACACAGUAUUUGGUAACAUAAUCCUCCUGUGCAUCAUGCUUUCUUCCGUUAUGUUGGCUGCUGAGGAUCCGUUAAAUGCAAAUUCGGAGCGGAAUCAAAUAUUGAACAAAUUUGAUUUCUUCUUCACCGCUGUAUUUGCUAUCGAGCUAAUUUUAAAAGUGAUAGCUUACGGAUUUAUUCUUCACAAAGGAGCAUUCUGUCGCUCAGCCUUCAAUUUAUUGGAUUUGCUAGUAGUCAGCGUCUCAUUAGUGUCCAUGUUGUUCAGCUCAGGAACAAUAUCUGUCGUCAAAAUUCUUAGGGUGCUUCGAGUGUUAAGGCCUCUAAGAGCUAUUAAUAGAGCGAAAGGAUUAAAGCAUGUUGUGCAAUGCGUUAUUGUUGCUGUUAAAACAAUUGGAAACAUUGUUUUGGUAACAUUCUUGCUACAAUUUAUGUUUGCCGUGAUUGGAGUACAAUUAUUCAAGGGUAAAUUCUUUUCCUGCUCAGAUCGUUCGAAAUACGAAGAAGCGGAAUGUCACGGCACUUACCUAGUUUUCGAAGAUGGUAACGUAGAUAAACCUGUGUCGAAGGAAAGAGAAUGGUCUAACAACAGGUUUCAUUUCGAUGAUGUACAAAAAGCUAUGCUUACCCUUUUUACUGUUUCUACCUUUGAAGGCUGGCCAUCCUUGCUCUAUGUGUCGAUCGACUCACAUACGGAAAACUUUGGACCAAUAUACAAUUAUCGGCCGUUGGUUGCGACGUACUACAUUAUAUACAUAAUUGUUAUUGCCUUUUUCAUGGUAAACAUCUUUGUUGGCUUUGUGAUAGUUACAUUUCAAAAUGAAGGCGAGCAAGAGUAUAAAAACUGUGAUCUCGAUAAAAACCAGCGUAAUUGCAUCGAAUUUGCACUUAAAGCUAAACCAGUCCGACGAUACAUCCCAAACGAUGAUCGGAUACAGUAUAAAGUAUGGUGGUUCGUUACGUCACAGCUAUUCGAGUACACCAUAUUUAUUCUGAUUAUGAUGAACACGAUUACACUGUCUAUGAAGUUCUAUCGUCAACCACAACCAUACACCGAAUGGCUAGAUUUUUUAAAUCUACUGUUCACUGCAGUAUUUGCGCUGGAGUUUGUAUUUAAACUAGCAGCAUUCAGGUUUCAGAACUAUUUUGGAGAUGCUUGGAACGUUUUCGAUUUUAUUAUCGUAUUAGGAAGCUUUAUCGAUAUCGUUUAUUCCGAGGUGACGACUAGUAGUGGAACUAAGGGUGCUUCGACGAUCAUAUCCAUAAAUUUUUUCCGCUUAUUUCGCGUAAUGCGACUUAUCAAAUUGUUAGCUCGUGGUGAAGGAAUACGCACCCUUCUGUGGACAUUCAUAAAAUCCUUUCAAGCACUGCCAUAUGUAGCAUUACUUAUAGUAAUGUUAUUCUUUAUUUAUGCUGUCAUAGGAAUGCAAGUUUUUGGCCGUAUUGCAUUGGAUGACGAUACCGCAAUACAUAGAAAUAACAAUUUCCAAACUUUUCCUCAGGCUAUUUUGGUUUUGUUUAGAUCAGCAACUGGAGAGGCUUGGCAAGAUAUUAUGCUUGAUUGUUCCGCUCGUGAAGAGGUACGCUGCGAUGAAAACUCAGAGGAUAAGGAAUCCAAAGAAGGCUGUGGAUCCAACUUCGCCUUCCCUUACUUUAUUUCCUUCUAUGUACUUUGUUCAUUUCUCAUCAUAAAUUUGUUCGUGGCUGUUAUAAUGGAUAACUUUGACUAUUUGACACGAGACUGGUCUAUACUUGGACCCCAUCAUCUGGAUGAGUUUGUGCGCCUGUGGAGCGAGUACGAUCCAGACGCCAAGGGUCGUAUCAAGCAUCUGGACGUAGUGACUCUGUUACGUAAAAUCUCGCCACCGCUAGGUUUUGGCAAGCUGUGCCCGCACCGAGUAGCCUGUAAGCGUCUAGUCUCGAUGAACAUGCCGCUAAACAGUGACGGUACGGUGUUAUUCAAUGCAACACUGUUUGCGGUAGUGCGCACUUCGUUAAAAAUCAAAACUGAGGGGAACAUCGAUGAAGCGAAUCUUGAGCUGAGACAUAUUAUUAAACAAAUAUGGAAACGAACAAGCAAUAAACUGCUGGAUCAAGUAGUGCCCCCGCCUGGCAUAGAUGAUGAGGUAACGGUGGGUAAAUUCUACGCAACAUAUUUAAUACAGGACUACUUCAGGAGGUUUAAAAAACGAAAAAACUAUGACCGUAAUUCUGAACCGGCUUCACACAUGACUUUACUCGCCGGAUUACGAAUACUGCAUAAAAAAGGGCCCAAACUGAAGCGUAAGAUUUCGGGUACACUUCAUGAAAGUGCAUCUUCUAUAAACCCAGAGCCAACACAUCGGCGUAAUCACAAGCUCUUUGGAAUUAACUGGCCCACGUCAUACACGAUAAGGAAACCAUACUUUAAUAAAGCUAAUACUAUUAAUUCGACCCAAGAACAUUGCCCUCCAGUUCGGACGACAAGAACUUAUGCUACACUGAACAAAGGAUUCCGCAAUGUCAAUAAAACUCUAAUGUACGGUUUUAGAAUGAUGCAUGAUCACGAUCAGUUCAAAGAAACUUUCACCAGUGAUAUUGAAAUUGAAACCAAUGAUACUGAUAGAGCACUAAAACCACUUUGUUUUGGCGAAAUAUAUUCAAAACAGACUAGCCGGGUUGUAAAUGCAGCAGAAAAUGAAACAUAAUCUUUAAUACUGAUACAGUCUUUCCCGGAGUUACGCUAGUUCGAGUUAUGUUAAUUUUUAUUUUUCACCGUUUAUAUGUCAAACCAGUACAAUUUUCUCCAUCUAUUAUCAAAUGAAAACAUUUUGAUUUUUUUUUUCAAAAUUGUUAAGUCACUAAACUGAAUUUUCUACACCAAGAAUUGAAUAAGUAAUUAAUUACAUCAAUGAACUAGAUUCAAUCAAAAAUCAUUAUUACUCAAGUAUAUUUUGGCUGUAAUACUUUACCGUAGCAAUAUACGAUGCCCAAUCUCAGAUUGCGCAUAUGUUUAUCUGUCAAACGACUCGAUUUGAUAUAUUUAUCUAUCAUUAAAAGUUUAUAUAUCUCGGACAUAUAAUCUCAAAACGUUUAUAGGCCAGCGAUGGCUACGCGAAUUGAUAUAUUUUUUGACAAAACGAAUAUAUGCGCAAUCUGAGAUUGCGCAUCGUUUAUUUAUAUGGUUACAUUCGACUUACGGGGAUAUCCGAUUUACGCAAAUGGCUCCGGAACGCAUUAUUCGCGUGACCCAGCGCUCUAGCACCAAUCGAACACGACAUCGAACAUGAAAAAAGUAUGGGAUUUGACAUGUUCGAUUUAUUGGUUACCAAAUCGAACAUGUCAAAGAUAAUUAGGACAUAAUUUUUCAUGUUCGAUGUUGUGUUCGAUUUGUGCUAGAGCGCUGGGCAAGGUGGAUUAAAUAUAUCAGAUGGUGGAAUCUAGAGCAUUUUGAGAAUUCGUCACUUGACGUAAGGUCCCCAGGAUUCAAACGUUGUUUCCAUUUUUUAAUUUGAUAAUACAGUCUGUUCCCGAGCUACGCGGCUCUCGACAUACGCGGAUUCGAAAAUACGCGGUUAUCUAAAUUUGACAGAUCAAAUAUCAAAUUAAUACAAUUUGCGUCAAGAAUUGUCCAUGGCAGUAAAAUUGCAUUUUGGUAGUAUAUUUAAUCCACUUAAAAGUAAAAAAUAUCAGAAUGUUCUGCAAAAAUCGUAUCAAAUCAAUGAUUAAGUGUAUAACACUACCAAAUUUCAUUAAAAAAAUACCGAGUUAUCAAUUACAUUUUGGCCAAAACCGCGAAAUUCGAUUUACGCAGAUGUUCGAAUUACGCGGAUUUCUUGGGAACGCAGAAAUCGCGUAACUCGGGAACAGACUGUAUAAUUUAUCUACCACAUUUUUUCGAUUAAAAUUACUUUUAAAAUAUAUUUUGAGCAUUGCGAGUUCUUAUUUAACAUUAAAACAUAGAUUCAAGUGAGUUCCCAUAUAACCAAAUCGGCCUUAACCCACUGUCAAGCCGAUUCAAACCCACGUGGGUUGGUGGUGGUCGAUUCUAAGGUCAAUAUGCUGAACAGGAUUUUAACUCAUCGAUUGUAAAAAAUCAUUCACUUACAUCACUGCACUUAAACUUUAGCAAUAUUAUUAGUCUAUAAACUAUGCUCUGACCAGCGAAAUGAAAGAGUCCAUUCGCAAGUAAACAAACACAUAUAUACACAUAUUACACAAGGAUGUUUCACUAACCAACUUAAACACACACGUUUGAUUGCUUCUUUUGCAUAAUUAAAUCACAUUUCAACACAGGUGAAACAUGUUGAGCCAAUAAAUAACCUGUGUAUAAAAAACUGCCUUCCAAAACAUUGAAGUAUCCACUUAUGUGGCCGUAUGGCUUCACCCACCAAACAGAAUGUGUUUUGGCUUUGUUUGAUGCAACUUAAUUUUAAGUACAAGAAAUUGGUGGCGUUUUCGUUAUCUUGGUUCUUUGGGUUAUUUCGUGUCAAUUCGUGAAUUUAUUGUAUAAUUCAUUGUGUUUUCGACAUGUUUGGGGAUCAUGGGAAAUCAUUUAUAUUUCCUAUUUUAAAAUUUAUUCCUCAUUAUCUAUGAGACACAUGGACAAUUUAAGUUAAAUGGCAAUUCUUACUCACAUGGUUUUUAAUUUUCUUGACGAAACAAAUCAUCAAAUCUUUUGUUAUUAUAUCUCAUUUUUUCAAUAAAAUCAAUUGACAUACAAAAAUGCACGUAGUAACAAAGAAAUCUGUUCUAUUAGCUAUGCUUUGUGCGCGGAAACCAAUGGUUAAUGGUUUUAAAAUGACGUAAAGUCCCUCAACCCACGGCGACAAAUGGCGACCCACGAUAGGCCCUUUUCCACCACCUGGUAUUUUUAAUCCACCUUGAGCGCUGGGUAACUCAGGAAAAGACUGCAUCCCAAUCGAAUUUUUUCGGGGAUAAUGGACACAAACUCAUGCCAUCCUUUUCUAUUCAUCAGCCCUACUCUCUCACACACAUCGAUGAACUUUUACACAUCUCUUUGUUCAUUAUGCUAUAUUUGAAGGGUUUAAAAGUGAUAGAUAACAAUACAUGUUCAUGAAGUAGUUAUUUUCAAAUGGUAAUGGUGUAAUGUUUGUACCAUGGUCGACCUGAGUUCAUUUCCAUUUUUAUUGUUUUCAUUGAUGAUUUAAAGUUAUCUUUUAUGUUUAAAACAUCCAGCUCCAAUAAGUUCAGACCCUUUUAUUCAUUGUUAGAAAUUUAAUAGUCAAUCUGUUAUUUUUAUUGUUUUAUUUAAUCCUUUUAAUUCAUUUAAUAUCAGUACCCCUUCAUACAACAA
This is a messenger RNA of Anopheles merus, 5712 nucleotides long. RefSeq names its product muscle calcium channel subunit alpha-1-like. Gene Ontology annotation, molecular function: high voltage-gated calcium channel activity. The transcript has 14 exons. Gene Ontology annotation, biological process: calcium ion import across plasma membrane. The coding region runs from base 212 to 3103 and encodes 963 amino acids. The record is from RefSeq and is a predicted model, not a curated record. Gene Ontology annotation, cellular component: membrane; voltage-gated calcium channel complex. NCBI's taxonomy places the organism in Eukaryota, Metazoa, Arthropoda, Insecta, Diptera, Culicidae.